UCAACCCAAGGAUACAUUCAUACCAAGUACCAACCAACCACAACCCACCACAUUGACGGCACCUUUAUGGCCGAACGCCAAACUCUACAUAAACAGCUCGAGCCCAUAGAAUCUAGCAUUCGCGUUGCAAAAGGAAAUCAAAAUCUCUCAACCGUUUCUCAAUCAACACUUGCGAAUCCCUUCCCCAACAAUGAUGUCAGUUGUCAAGAUAUGCAUUGUAGUAGUACUUUACAAUUAGCUUGGACAACAUCAAGGCGUUUAGCUGAUAGGAAGGUGAUGAAGUUUGAGAAGAACAUAGUCAAGAGAGGUGCAACUACUGAAACAAGUAAAAAGAAAGGCAAUUCGUAUCCUGUUGGCCCUCUGCUGCUUGGAUUCUUCAUAUUUGUUGUCAUCGGAUCAUGUGAGUUGUUUCCAUAA
Striga asiatica is the source of this 417-nucleotide messenger RNA. The record is from the annotation of a GenBank genome assembly. Lineage: Eukaryota; Viridiplantae; Streptophyta; Magnoliopsida; Lamiales; Orobanchaceae.